Molecule: messenger RNA, 677 nt
Organism: Etheostoma cragini (Arkansas darter)
Lineage: Eukaryota; Metazoa; Chordata; Actinopteri; Perciformes; Percidae
Gene: ppil3
Product: peptidylprolyl isomerase (cyclophilin)-like 3
Exons: 6
Coding region: 36-638 (200 amino acids)
Biological process (GO): protein folding; protein peptidyl-prolyl isomerization
Cellular component (GO): catalytic step 2 spliceosome
Molecular function (GO): peptidyl-prolyl cis-trans isomerase activity
Source: RefSeq, a predicted model, not a curated record
AUUAUAUCAAUAUAUUUACAGUCUAUGAUUUUGCCAUGUGUGUGCCCUUUUUAUGUGACCGUAUAUUUCCGAAGGAACCAUUCGUUGCUGUCGUACUGCACCUACACGGGCAUGUUUCUCCGACACACUUGUUCAGAGACGCAGCGUUUGAAAUGGCUGUUACCCUUCACACUGAUCUAGGAGAGAUUAAAAUUGAAUUGUUUUGUGAACGGGCCCCGAAAUCAUGCGAGAACUUUCUUGCUUUGUGUGCCAGCGGGUUCUACAACGGCUGUGUCUUUCACCGCAAUAUUAAAGGUUUCAUGGUUCAAACUGGAGAUCCUACAGGCACAGGCAAAGGAGGAACAAGUAUAUGGGGCCGCAAAUUUGAAGAUGAGUACAGUGAACACCUAAAACAUAAUGUAAGAGGAGUGGUCUCAAUGGCAAACAAUGGCCCCAACACAAAUGGCUCCCAGUUUUUCUUCACAUACGCCAAACAGCCCCAUCUAGACAUGAAGUACACAGUGUUUGGAAAGAUUAUAGAUGGCCUGGAAACACUGGAUGAACUGGAGAAACUGCCUGUCAAUGAAAAGACGUUCCGACCACUGACUGAAACCCGGAUCAAGGAUGUGACCAUUCAUGCAAACCCUUUUGCUGGAUAGACUGUUUCCUCUUCAAAUGUGCAGAUAGGCCUUUAACAC